UACCUACCUACUCUUUGAAAGUUUGAAACCCGUUUUAUCUGUCACUGUCAGAAGUUGUCAGUUGUCAAUUAUAAAACAAGUAGCAGCAAUGAAAUGCUAUGCUUUUUUAAAGAUAUUUAAGAAUACUUGAAUGUAAACUAUAUUAAUACUACAAAAAAAACUUUUAUUGUAAGACUAAGAAAGUAAAGAAGUAAAAAUGGGGCGUCGGUCAAUAAAUACCACUAAAAGUGGUAAAUAUAUGAAUCCUACGGAUCAAGCACGAAAGGAAGCCAGGAAGAAAGAGUUAAAGAAAAAUAAGAAGCAAAGGCAAUUGGUUAGAGCGGCUGUGCUUAAAAUGAAAGAUCCAACACAAAUUCUUGAAGAGUUGCAGAAAAUUGAUGAAAUGGAGUACAAUGUGCUGCAGCCUUCGCCUCUAAAUGAAAAAGUUUUAAAGGAGAAAAGAAAAAAAUUAAAGGAAACAUUUGAUAGAGUUCUCAAGAUGUAUGACAAAGAUGAUCCAGAAAAAUGGGUUGAACUUAAAAGACAAGAGAUGGAGUAUGAAAAGAGACGGGCACAUUUAAUAUCUUAUUAUGAAUCUGUGAAACACGCUCAGUCUGUGCAAGUGGAUGAUAUUCCAUUACCUACACUACAAGUUCCUGACAAUUUAAUAUAUGGUAAUGUACCAUCACAAAUUCCUUUACCAUUGGAUACUGUACAUCCAAUAUUGCCGAAGCCCAUUUUGAAGAAGGAUUCCGUUUACAGAGAAAGGCCAGUGGGCAUUGAACCUCCAGGAGUACCGCCAGGUCCUCCGCCUAACUACUCGGUCUUAAUAUUCGAAGCAAUGAAACAUGAAUCACACAAGGAAAAGAAGAGUUUACGUUUCUCUGAUUUCCCCGAUGAAGGACCGCCUGGGGAAUCUCUCAUGGGUGUUACUUUAGAAGCUAAAACUGCGCCAAGUAAAGUUGCACACGAGGACUUUGACGGCGAGGCGAUGGAUGAGGAGCACUCUGCGUCGCCGCCCGCGUCUGCGCACGCGCACAAACCCACUUCAUUGCAGCAAAGGAUGUUGGCACUCUCCGGACAGAAUAUUGACGACUUCAUGAAAGAAAUGGAAGAGGUCCAUAAGAAGAGGGAAAGGGAUAGAGCUGCUGAUCUAAAUACGAGAUUGAAUGCUUUGAAGCGCACCGGCGGGGGAAGGGACAGCGACUCCGACAGCGACACAGAGAACCACCAUCACAUGAUGCAUCACGCGGACUUCGCCCUCGAGCCGCCCGGCGCUGAGAUACGACAGAUGCCGCCGCCAUUACUGCCUCCUGGUUUACGAGCGCCGAUAAGAAUGUCGAGUGCACCGCCCGGGAUACCGGCCGGGGUUCAGGUGCUGGGCUUGGCGGGUGCUCCGCCCGGCCCUCCGCCCGGCGCUCCGCCCGGACCUCCGCCCGGCGCUCCGCCCGGACCACCGCCCGGCGCUCCGCCCGGACCACCGCCCGGCCCGCCGCCCGGCAUGCCGCCGCGUGUUGCGCUGCGGCCGCCCGGCCCGCCGCCCGGCGCUCCGCCCCGCCUGCUGCGCCCGCUGGUGCCGCCCCCACCACAAGUCUCGGUGCUCACUGCGGCCCCACAACUCAUACAGAAGAAAGAUGCACCACAAGGUGCGACGAUAAGCGCGAAGCCUCAGAUCCGCAACUUAUCAGCGGACGUAACUCGCUUCGUGCCCUCCGCGUUGCGAGUGAAGCGCGAGGACAAGAAGAGCCGGCCCAAUGCUAAGACGGGGGCCCUGCAGCGACAACUCGACGUACCCAAGGCCCCCAGCAAGGACGACGCCUAUAUGCAGUUCAUGAAAGAAAUGGAGGGCCUUUUAUAGUUCUUUUAUAUGUUUUAAUAAAUAUUAGAAUAAGUC
Molecule: messenger RNA, 1873 nt
Organism: Papilio machaon (common yellow swallowtail)
Lineage: Eukaryota; Metazoa; Arthropoda; Insecta; Lepidoptera; Papilionidae
Product: WW domain-binding protein 11
Exons: 10
Coding region: 197-1837 (546 amino acids)
Biological process (GO): mRNA cis splicing, via spliceosome
Cellular component (GO): spliceosomal complex
Source: RefSeq, a predicted model, not a curated record